AUGCUCCUCCCACCCAUUGCUGUGUUAUUUGCAACGCGCGCGCUGGCAGACACCGUCACCCUUCCUGUCGCCGUAUCGCCUCCAGCGUCAGCAAGCACUCCGGUUCCGGGAGACUUUCAGUCGUUUUCGAUCGAAUUCGCGUUUUUCCCUGAUUUUGCUGGAAACUAUUCCCAUCCCAACCAUCUGACGAAUACUCUUCUGGCCAAUCUGCGGAAUUUUACUGGUGCAGAGCAGAUUAUUCGUAUUGGCGGGAAUACACAAGACCACGUCGUCUACAUCGCCUCCCAGAAACAAGGCAUCAUGAACACCUGGGACUACACGUACAACCUCGACCAGCCCAAAAACAGCACCAUCGGCCCCGCCUUCUGGGAAUCGCUGAACGUCCUGCAAGACACAAAGUACAUCUUCGGGCUGAACUUCUACAAAAACGACUCGGACUUCCUCGCCAACCUGCAGUACGAGGUCAAUCAGACCCUGCUCCGGCUGCCCAGUGACAGACUGCAUCUGUUCGAGCUGGGCAAUGAGAACGAUUACGGUGCGAAUUCGGGGUUUCGUCCGCGUAACUGGACGCAGUUCGAUUAUGUCGAUGAGUGGAUUUUCCGGACUCGUCACGUCCAGACGCCCCAGCGCAGUCUGCGCUUCUUUGCGCCGUCGUUCUGCUGCUUCAAUAUCACAGCUCCGACGUUCUUCUCGCCCUGGACCGUGUGGAAUGAGUCGUAUCGAUAUGACCGCGAUGGGUGGAUCGAGGAAGUGUCUCAGCAUGGGUAUAUCUCGUCGACGUCGAGAAAUCCAACUCUGCAAGCUGACAGUCUCAGGAACAUUGAUGAACCAUACCUCUGUCGUCCAAGCCGUCCAGCCACACGUCGAGCUGAACAUCUUCCACCAGCAGCACGGACGACGGUACACAAUCGGCGAGACGAACAGCGUCUCGGGACAGGGCUCGCACGGGGUAUCCGACGUGUUUGGCUCUGCGUUGUGGCUGGUCGAUUACUGUCUGUACAUCGCGUCGCAGGUGCGACUCCUUACCAUCGUGGCUCAGUUAUUCUGACUUGGUAUACUGACUGCCUAGAACAUCACGAGAAUCCACCUCCACCAAGGCACGCUACCGAUACGGCAUCCUGGCUGCCCAUCCCCGUCAACGGCACAGGGCCGCUCGUCAAGCCGCCGUACUAUGGCAACAUCUUCGUGGCGAAAUUCCUAGGCUGGUCAGGCCCGCAGAUCAGCAACAUUGACUUAGGCAGCGACUACUACUCGGCAUACGCGGCGUACGAGGGAGGAAAGCUGGCCCGCCUGGCGAUUCUGAAUCUGCACCAGUACGACCCCGGCAUGAACGGGACGCAGCGGCCACAGACGAGCUUCGUCCUUCCCAACCUGCCAGAUUUUACAGCAGCAAAGGUUGAGGUCCUCACGGCGCCGGGCGCAUCGUCCAACUCGUCCAUCACCGUCGCCGGUCUGAGCUACGAUUACCAGCUGGGUCAGGGGCGGGGUGUCCAGGUGGCCGCGACGGGGACCACCAUCGAGUCGCGGAAUGGGUCGUUUACUGUCGAUGUGGCGGCGUCGGAGGCGGUUAUUGUGUCGUUUCUACAGUAG
Messenger RNA from Rasamsonia emersonii CBS 393.64, 1590 nucleotides. RefSeq names its product Glycoside hydrolase family 79 protein. Bases 1 to 1590 code for a protein of 529 amino acids. The transcript is spliced from 5 exons. Lineage: Eukaryota; Fungi; Ascomycota; Eurotiomycetes; Eurotiales; Trichocomaceae. The record is from RefSeq and is a predicted model, not a curated record.